CCAAUGAGUUCUUCAUUACCACGUAUUCUUCAUGAUGCAAAUUAAACAUUCAUUUCCAUCCAUUUUCUCUUCUUCACAUCUCUUCUUUUAUAGAAACAUGGAAAGGAAGCUAACAUAUCAAAGUAUUCAAGCAUUUCAUCCAUCUCUAAGCAUGAUGCCAUUCCCUUAACAUAUCCUUCAAAACAAAAGAAAAUUUAGAGUUUUUGAUUCUUGUGAAUGUUCUUCUUCAUGGGAAGAAGAAGAGGAAGAUCAGCCCUUCCAUGCAUGCAUCCUUUUUUAUACAAGCUCAAGUCUCCAAGUUCUCAAUGCCCAUUCUCUGAAGAAGCUGCCACCUUUCGUUCUUCUCUUAUAGAAUGCCUUAAAAAACUAGAGAAGUCCUUGGCUGAGAGUUCAGUGUCCCUUCACUGGUCCAUUGAAGCCAUGAAUGUUUUAAAGAAGUUGCAGCUUGAUCUUCUAUCCUUCCUCAAAAGGUUUGAUCUUCCUAUCUUUUGUGAAGUGGAACAAGACUGGUUUAAUCAUUACAUGGAUGCAACCAUAACCUUGCUAGAUCUCUGCAAUUCAAUGAAGUCUGCAAUCUCCGCAACUCAUAGGUAUCGAAUGACAGUCAGUUUUGCUAUUGAAAGCUUGAGUCGAUACGAGGAAGACGAUGAUCUUUCUUCUUGCAUGGUAACACUGAACAAGAUCAUUGAAUGUAAGGGGUUAGAAACAUUGCAGCAGCAGCAACAGCAGAAGAGGAAGACUGUGUUGCAGCAUGAAAAGACGAAGGUUUGUAGUUUGAUGAUGCCAUUAAAAGGAUGCAGUAAAAAGCAUGAUAAGAGUGUUUCUAUGAUCAUAUUUGCUGCAAAGAGUGUAAUGGUAAUUUUAUCAUUGUUAUUAGUAUCGGCGAUCGUAUCGCCGGUUUCAAUUAAUAUGGAAGGUGAUUGUGCGUUUGGUAGGAAGUUCCCGGAACUGAAGUUGUUUAUGGAAAUGCUCGAGGCAUUAGUAGCCCGUUUCCGGGAGAAGAGUUCUCUAUCGUUGUCAUCAUCGGAGAACGGUUCGAGGCUUGUUUUGGUUGAACAUGAAAAGGUCGAUAAGGUUGUCGGAGAGCUGAAAGAACAGGUGGUGCAAGGGGUUGUUGAGGAUAAGGAGAGGUUUCAGAGUGGCAUUGAGUUGCUGAGGAGCAAGUCUGCUGAGCUUAGUGAAAGUGUAGAAAUGUUUGAUGCUGUUGUGGAUGAAGUGUUUAAUGUGGUGAUUAGAGGAAGGAAUGAGAUGUUGGGAGUUUUGAAGGAUAAGGGUCUUUGAAUUUAAAGGAGUAAAAAAUAAUACAUGUUUGUUUUCAUUAAUAAAGAUGAAUCAGUGUGUAUUGGUGGGUUUUGUUUUAGGCCUUAAUUAUGGUGUUAAAACAAAUAUCUGAUUUAUUUUGUUGUGUAAAGAUGCAUUAAGCUGUGUUAUUGGUGUCCUUAGUUAUGACUAUGUGUGUGUGUGUAAGCAUAUAUGAUAAAG
Messenger RNA from Dioscorea cayenensis subsp. rotundata (Guinea yam), 1482 nucleotides. Its product is annotated as protein BPS1, chloroplastic-like. The record is from RefSeq and is a predicted model, not a curated record. Lineage: Eukaryota; Viridiplantae; Streptophyta; Magnoliopsida; Dioscoreales; Dioscoreaceae. The coding region runs from base 217 to 1281 and encodes 354 amino acids. The transcript has a single exon.